Dermatophagoides farinae (American house dust mite) is the source of this 2435-nucleotide messenger RNA. RefSeq names its product U3 small nucleolar RNA-associated protein 25 homolog. The record is from RefSeq and is a predicted model, not a curated record. NCBI's taxonomy places the organism in Eukaryota, Metazoa, Arthropoda, Arachnida, Sarcoptiformes, Pyroglyphidae. Gene Ontology annotation, molecular function: U3 snoRNA binding; rRNA binding. Gene Ontology annotation, biological process: maturation of SSU-rRNA from tricistronic rRNA transcript (SSU-rRNA, 5.8S rRNA, LSU-rRNA). Gene Ontology annotation, cellular component: small-subunit processome; nucleolus.
UGGUCAAAUUUUUGUCAAUAUUCAAAGAUAAACGACACGUUUCCUGUCACGUGAAUAUUACUUGUAACGUAUGAAUUUGUUUAUCGAAAGUUGUCGAAAAUCAUGCCUUGUGAUUUUAAUCAAAAAAAAAAAAAUUGAUUUAAUUUUGAAAAAAUGGCCCGAAAACAUGGAAUCAAACGAAAAACGGUUAUUAGUGAUGAUGAUAAAAAAUUACAACGAAAAGAGGCAAAACAUUUGAAAGAUUUUGGUGAAGAACAUCCGAUUAAUGAUAAAAUUCGAUUAGAAGAUCGUUGUGUUAAACGUGUUUAUGAAAAUGAUACAAUUGAUGAUGAUGACAAAAACAACGAGAAACAUGAUGAUAAUUCCUCGGAAAUUGUUGAUAAAUCCGAUAUACAACCCAAUUAUUACGAAGAAUUAUUGAAUGCAUUUGGUAAAAAGAAAAAUGUUGAUCCACAAUCCGAUUCUAGUAGCGAUGAUGAUGAUGAUGAUGAUGAAGUGAAGCUACCAUCAGAAAUUGAUGAAAACGAAGAUUUUGAUGACGAAAAUAAUGAUAUCGAUGAUGAUGAUGAUAAUGAUGACGAUGAGCAGCAGCAGCAAAUGAAAUCGGAAAACAAUACCGACGAUAAUUUUGCUCGACAUUUUUUCACCAAUUUUGAUUCAACCGAUAUAGAAUCAUUAAUGACAUCGAAACAAAUGAUCAACAAACAAUACUUGUGGCCAAACAUUGGUUCAUUUGUUGAAUCACGAUCGGAUCGAAAAUGUUUUGAUUUAAUUCAAAUUGAUGAACCGCCAAAAAAUUUGGAUAAAAUUCAAGUGAAACCAUUAUUACGUGAAAAUAUUUCAAAAACAUUGAUAAAAUCAACAAAUAAAAAACAGCAAACAUUAACAGCAUUUCAAUUGGAAUUAUUAUCACUGUUAACAACGUAUAAAAAUCUAUUCUAUCCAGAACGAACCAUAGAAAAUGGUGAACAAAUUCGUUUGGUCUAUUCAUUACAUGCUUUGAAUCAUAUUCUUCGUACACGUUCAAGAAUCGUUUCACAUAAUGCUAAAAUCAAAAAUAAUAAUCAAAAUUAUGAUAAAGAUGAAUAUCGUGAUCAAGGUCUUACCAGGCCAAAAGUAUUGAUCAUAUUACCAUUUCGACAUUCAGCAUAUUUAACGGUGAAUAUAAUGGUUGAUAUACUUUUUGGUGAUAACAAAGAUUCGGAUGAAAAAAGAAUACAUCUAAUGAAUUAUAAACGUUUUCUUAAAGAAUUUGGACCAGAUUCAGCGGAUGGAUCAAAGAUUAGUUCACGAAAACCAGAUGAUUAUAAACAAUUAUUCGCUGGCAAUAUUGAUGAUUCAUUUCGUGUGGGAUUAUCAUUGACAAAAAAAUCAUUGAAAUUAUAUUCAGAUUUCUAUUCAUCCGAUAUAAUCAUAGCAUCACCAUUGGGUCUUCGUUUAAUUAUCGGUGCCGCUGGUGAAGAGAAACGUGAUUUUGAUUUUCUUUCAUCCAUCGAUAUGAUCAUUAUGGAUCAGGCCGAUAUUUUUCUUAUGCAAAAUUGGGAACAUGUUCUUCAUUUGUUUGAUCAUCUUCAUCGAAAACCUAAUGAAACACAUGGAGUGGAUUUUUCUCGUGUAAAAUUAUGGGUCUUGGAAUUAUGGUCAAAAUUUUAUUAUCAAUUAUUAUUGUUCACUACAGUUCCAUCGCCACUGAUUACCGGAUUUUUCAAUAAAUUUUCAACAAAUUUUAGCGGUAAAUUAAUCAUCCGUAAUGAAAUCCAAAUUAAUCGUGCAGCAAUAAACAAUGUUUACAUUCAAUGUUCACAAAUAUUUCAUCGAUUCGAAUGUCAAUCAUAUGGACAAAUGGCCGAUGCUAGAUUUGAAUUUUUUACGACAAAAAUUCUGCCAAAAUUUCGUCAUGAUCCAAUGAUGAUUCGUACAAUGAUUUUUGUACCAUCAUAUUUUGAUUAUGUUCGUCUACGUAAUUAUUUCCGUAAUGAUGAUAUAAGUUUUACACAGAUUUGUGAAUACUCUAAACCGGGUAAAGUGGCAAAAGCUCGUCAUAUUUUCUUCUAUGGUGGUCGUCAUUUUCUUCUUUAUACUGAACGUUAUCAUUUCUAUAAUCGGCCAACAAUCAAAGGUAUUCGUCAUUUGAUUUUCUAUGAACCACCUGUUUAUCCACAAUUCUAUUCAGAAAUGGUGAAUGCAAUGAAUCAUGCAAAUCAAGGUCAAAAAAUGUUGACCGAUUAUAGUUCAAUGUCGGUCACUGUUCUUUAUAAUAGAUUCGAUACGCCAUCAUUAUUACCAUUGGUUGGAACUAAAUCAAUGACAAAAUUAUUAUCAAAUGAUGAUUCUUCUUCAAAUGUUCAUAUGUUUCUUACGGAAAAUGUUUUACAUUGAUCAUUGUAAUAAUUGAUUUUCAAUAAAUUUUUCAUCGUUUUUUUGAAGAACAAAAA